Messenger RNA from Leptomonas pyrrhocoris, 4628 nucleotides. RefSeq names its product receptor-type adenylate cyclase a (RAC-A). The transcript has a single exon. Gene Ontology annotation, biological process: cyclic nucleotide biosynthetic process; intracellular signal transduction. Bases 465 to 4628 code for a protein of 1387 amino acids. The record is from RefSeq and is a predicted model, not a curated record. NCBI's taxonomy places the organism in Eukaryota, Euglenozoa, Kinetoplastea, Trypanosomatida, Trypanosomatidae.
GCCGCCCGGCUUUAACGACAGACCGCACAACGCCGCUUUCACCAGCUUUCUUGUGUUUUCGCCACCAACGAAUCUUUAAUAUUUUAGCCCUUUUUUUCUCUUUUGCUCCUCUCUGCCUUCUUUUUCCUUUGCGAGGUCCGCUGCGCGCACCACUCGAAGCCCGAACCGACAGCGGCGCAGACGACUCUGUGGCCGGCGCCCUUUCCGAACGCUUUGCGGAUAAAUAUCCUCCCCUCUCGCUUUGCUUUCGUUUCCUCUCGAACGUAGCCCGCUCUCUUGGAACAUCUUUUUACUUUGUUUAUCUUUCGCAGCUGACGCAUCUACGCGAUCAAAGCGCAGCCGGUGAGACCGCCGACUGAAAUUCUGAUCCGUCCUUCUUCUUUUUCUUUUCCUCUUCCAGGCUGUCUUCUUUUGUACGUGGUGGCUUGCUCCGUUUGGUUGCCCCACGUACCCACCCCAAACCGAUGUCCACCAACUUCCUUCGGCACAGCGACCGGUGCCAAGGAGGCGGGAGCGGCGGACCCCUCCGUGGCUGCUGUGCGCGCCGUCGCCGCUCACCCGGUGCGAAGAGCCGCCGCAUCUUUUUCUUCCUCGGCGUCGUCGUUGCGCUGUGCUGUUUGUUGUUCUGUGUGCCUGACGCAUCAUGCGUACCAGUGCGUGCUGCCAGCUCCACGGCGUCCGGCAGCGGCACUGAGCCCGUCUAUUUGCUCAACAUGAUGCAUCACGCGGAUCCACAAUUGAAUUCCAGCGCCAAAAUUAUCUGGACCGGCAUGGACGCUGCUUUUUACGCCUCCGGCUACACCGUUGGCGGCAAGCGUCCCCUCGUCAUUGUCGAACCCGACAGCAGCGCCAACCUGUCCGACGUCGCCGCGGUGAUUGCACAGGGCCUGGCGGACCACCCUACGCUGUUGGGCGUCUUGGGGCCCUACUCGGACGCCUCAACGAUGGCCGCGCUGAACAGCGACGUGGUGAAGGAGAACCAUUUGGUGUUACUUGCUCCCUUCACGGGGUCGUCGACCGUGCGUGUGUGGAACCCCCACGCGUUCUUCAUCCGUGCUGAGCCGCUCGCCGAGUUGAAGGUGAUCAUGGCAUACGUCGUCUACACCCUCCGUGCGAAGCGCAUCGCGUUCAUGUACCUAACGGACGCCGACUACGGUGAUGCGGAGUAUCACGAGGUGCAGGGGAUGCUGAGCUAUCUUGAGCGUGACCCGGCCGUCGUGUACUCCGUGGAGUACUCUGCGGCGGACUCCGCCGUGAACCGUGCCGCUUUUGACGCCAUGGCGGACACACAUCCGCAGGUGGUGAUUGUGUGGGGUAUUCCGAGCCUACAAACGUCUGAGUUCGUGCGAGAGCUCAUGCUGGACCCGCGUACGUCGUCCGCAGCCAUCAUGGGCUGCUUUGCACUGCAGAAGACGCUGUACGAAGCCUAUACCAACGUGACUGCGAGGGAGGGAUCCAAUAAGCACGACCACCAGAUCUUCAGCAGUGCCAUCGCGCGCUCACCGACGGACGACAACACCAAUAUCACCCACAUGGCUCUCUUUCAGAAAGAGAUCGCCCACUACCUCGUGCACUCUGGCCGGAGUUCCAACAGCCUGCUGAACGGUUCGCGCUCCUCGGACGCACUGAACAGCUCCGCGGAUCUGCUGAGCGCAGCUAAGGCUUUGUUUACUGAUGAUGCCGCUCCCGGUCAGGUGACUGUGUCGGGGUGGCUGGCCGGCAAGGUGAUCCAGCGCACGCUUGAACGGGUCGACUGGAUUACGGACCGUGCCACCUACCAGACCGGGCUGUUUGACCAGAACCGCUUUGUCGUCGGAGGCGACGCCGUCUUCGGCGACUACGGCGGCACCUGCGACGCCUUUGCCGCUAAAACGGGUGCGAUGUGCAACUGCAACCAGGGCGGCCACACCGCUGUACUCUCACGUCUCACAAGCGGGGCGCUGUGGACUGUCUUGGACACCGUCUUCACCUACUCGCAGGCGGUGUGCUACUCGACUGAUGCUAAUUUGCCCAAACCGCUGAGCGUCCUGACUUUUGCCUUGACCGACCACGGGAAGGUGGUGGACCCGACGGGCCGUAUCAGCAGCAUCGUCCCCCUAACGAUGGACUUCCUGAACACGACGGAGCUCUCGCUGAGUAUGGCCGUCUUGAAUGCUUCGACAACGACGCAGCAGGCGGUGCUGGAUGCGGAGGUGAGCGAGCACACCGUGGACGUGCUGAUGGGCCCUAUGGCGGGCGGUCUUGAAAUGGGCGAUUUGCUGGUCGUCGAGCCUAUCUUCGCGCACGGGCGCCGGGUCAUUGAGAAGAGGAGCUUUAUCCGCGUGAUGCCGACAGUGGCGCAGGAGAUAUACAUACUGUACUCUAAUCUUCCCACCAUCGCUGCGGUGACGGGCGUGGCGGCGGAGCUGCAUGUCGUGGUACGCGGCUUUGUCGACCUGGAGUCGGCGCAGAUGGCGGAUGUGCUGAGCAGGACCGCCGACACGUUUGGCUACAGCGACCCGACCAUCACUAGCGUGGCGAUGGACGAUGACCUGACCAGCGCCUUUUCCACCAGCGGCGUUAACUGCUUUCUCGGCUUCACCGACGGGGAUCCAUCGACCAUCGCGACUUUCCUCGCUACCAAUCCGUCCGCGAUCAUCGUUGCCGACUUCAAAGAGUUCAGCCGCUGGCACUAUAUGCUCCUGCCGCCCUUUUCGAAUUUGGAGCCAUCCGUGCGGCGCCGCUUUUUGACGUUCGCGAACAUGCCGCUGUGGUCGGACACGUCUGACGAUGCCCACGCCGCCUCCCCGUUGCUGGCCGCGUUUCAUGAGAUGCUGCCCGAUCCUGCCAACCACACGCCCGCGCAUUUGGAGAACAUGAUCUCCGCCGGUUUUGUAAAGCAGCUGACGGUCGCCACCAACGUGAUCAACUCCGCCAACCUCGUCGAUACCCUCUACCGCAAAGGCACGAUGACCUUCUAUGAGAUGGACUUCGGCAAGUUCGAGUGGUCGUGCAGCACUACCACCGCGGGGGAGACGUGCAUGCACAACAACAAUGGUGCGCGGAGCAUCGUGGUGCUGUCGAUGGAGCGCGUGCUCGACCCGAAGGUGCCCGUGACGGUGGAGGCCACCACACCCUCCAUGAUCUACACCACGACGCGUCACGGCGACAACAAGCUGUCCCCUGCGAGCUUGGCGGGCGUGAUUGUGGGCAGCGUCAUGGGGGGUCUGCUGCUUAUUGGCCUCGUCCUCGCGUUUGUGUUUUGCUGCCUUGUGGGUGUGCGCAACAACGACGCGGCACCCAAGAUGGUGGACGAGCCGGUGACCAUCGUGUUCACGGACAUUGAGAGCAGCACUGCGCUGUGGGCCGCGCUGCCGCAGCUGAUGCCCGAGGCGGUUGCUGCGCACCACCGCGUGAUUCGCCUGGCCAUCAGCAAGCACAAGUGCUACGAGGUGAAGACGAUCGGCGACUCGUUCAUGAUUGCCUGCAAGGACGCCCACUCCGCGGUGAAGCUGGCAAUGGAUAUCCAAACGAAGCUGCUGGAGUACGACUGGAAGACGAGCGAGAUCGACGAUGCGUACCGCGACUUUGAGCUGCAGCGGGCGCAGGAGGCCGGCGGAGAGCAUCCGCACAGUGCGCAGCUGAGCCGCGACGCGUACGAGGUCCUGUGGAACGGCCUGCGUGUGCGCAUGGGGAUCCACACCGGGCUGUCGGAUAUCCGCCUGGACGAGGUGACACGCGGCUACGACUACUACGGCGAAACGUCGAACAUGGCGGCGCGCACCGAGGCCAUCACGAACGGCGGGCAGGUGGUCGUGACGGAGGCGACGUGGUGGGCGCUGUCCGACGCCACACGCGAGCAGCUCGACUCCACUGAUCUGGGUGCGCAGAGGCUGCGCGGGGUGCCGCAUGUGGUGAAGAUGUACCAGCUGAAUCCCGUUGUGGGCCGCCAGCACGCGAACCUGCGAACGGAGAUCGAAGCGGUGCUGCCGGACAACGCCACGACGACGACGGAGACCAACACCCUCGACGAUCCGACGUCGUCGCACACGAACAUGUCGUGCACGGCUGCUGCUGUGUCCUUCGUGCUGGCGAGCUGCUUCUCCACCUACCCGCCUGCGCAGCGCAUCCGUGAGCUGCAGCCGCUGCUGGCGAAGUGGAGUGUGCCCGCCCCGCCCCGCCACAGCGGGAUCUCCGCGGAGGACUACUGCCAAGGCCUCUUAAAUCGUCUGGCGGUGCGAGUGGGCCGCGUGACGGAGGCCCGGCUGCGGCGGAACGGGGGUGACAACGGUGCGGAGUCGAACCUGCUGAGCUCUGUGGGCGGCACGGCGGGUGGGCCGCGCAUCUCGCUGCCACUUCGCAGUGGCAGCAACGCCCAUGAGCCGGAGCACUGCGAGGAUGCGCCGUCGCGGCUGAGGGACCGAGCCACGAUGGGGGACUUCCACGGGUUCUUUCGGCCCACGGAGACGCAGCGUUCGUCGUUGCGCCCGCCGAGUGAGCGAAGGUGUCGGGGCGGCAACCCCCUUCAGACGCAGGACGAGCCGAUGGUAUUCGAUCUGAGCUGGAGCCGAAAUGGAGCUGCAGACGACCGUGCAGAGAUACCGGAGCCUGUGGUGACGAAUGCGGCUGGGGCGGGCCGCCUGACAUGA